CCUUAAUUGUAUUUAUUUAUAAAGAAAAUGUCUAAGUGGUGUAAAAUGUUUUGUAAUUCAAAAGAAUUGCAACUGCUUGGUACAUUGAAUGGAGGUCAAAGUUUUAGAUGGAAGAAAAUCGUUAAAGAUGAUUGUGAACUAUGGUAUGGUGUGUUUGCUUCAAAAGUUUGGAUUUUGCAGCAAUCCCAUGAUCAUAUCCUCUAUCAAGUUCACGAAAGGAUUCCAAGUGAUCCUAAAGUUAAUGAAAGUUUAUUGAAAGAUUACUUCCAAUUAGAUUUGAAUUUAGAAGAGCAUUAUGGUCAAUGGUCAAAGGCUGAUGCCAAUUUCCAAAAGGCUUCUGAACAAUUCUAUGGCAUUAGAAUAUUAAAACAGAAUCCUGUUGAAAAUAUUUUCAGCUUCAUUUGCUCCUCAUGUAAUAAUAUUUCUAGAAUAACAUCAAUGGUGGAAAAACUGGCUGAAUUUUAUGGAGAAAUCAUCUGCGAAAUUGAAGACAAAAAGUGGUAUUCUUUCGCGACCAUUGAACAUUUGGCAGGUGACAAUGUUGAAGGAAAAUUGAGGGAGUUGGGUUUUGGUUACAGAGCAAAGUAUAUAUCGAAUUCAGCUAAAACUAUAUUAAAUAACGGAGGAAUCAAAUGGGUGGAGAAUUUGAAGAGUUUGGAAUAUGAAGAUGCGAAGAGACAACUGAUGACGCUUCAGGGAAUCGGGGCUAAAGUAGCAGACUGCAUUUGUUUAAUGUCUUUGGGACAUUUACAAGCAAUUCCAGUGGAUACCCAUGUUUACCAAAUAGCUGUAAGAGAUUACAUGCCACAAUUGAAGCAGCAGAAGGCCCUAACUGAUAAGAUGUAUAAACAAAUUGGAGAACAUUUCAGAAAUUUAUAUGGUCCUCUGGCCGGUUGGGCACAUACAGUAUUAUUUUGCGCUGAUCUAAAGAAGUUCAAACCAAAUACAAGGGUGGAUGAAGGCAAAAUUACCAAAGCCACGAAAAAGAAAACCAGUAAAAAAUAG
Nicrophorus vespilloides is the source of this 1005-nucleotide messenger RNA. It is a transcript of the gene Ogg1, whose product is annotated as N-glycosylase/DNA lyase. The transcript is spliced from 5 exons. Lineage: Eukaryota; Metazoa; Arthropoda; Insecta; Coleoptera; Silphidae. Gene Ontology annotation, cellular component: nucleus. The record is from RefSeq and is a predicted model, not a curated record. Gene Ontology annotation, molecular function: damaged DNA binding; 8-oxo-7,8-dihydroguanine DNA N-glycosylase activity. The coding region runs from base 28 to 1005 and encodes 325 amino acids. Gene Ontology annotation, biological process: base-excision repair, AP site formation; nucleotide-excision repair; base-excision repair.